This is a messenger RNA of Calypte anna (Anna's hummingbird), 1275 nucleotides long. RefSeq names its product vasoactive intestinal polypeptide receptor 1. Gene Ontology annotation, biological process: cell surface receptor signaling pathway; adenylate cyclase-modulating G protein-coupled receptor signaling pathway. Gene Ontology annotation, cellular component: plasma membrane. The transcript is spliced from 13 exons. Lineage: Eukaryota; Metazoa; Chordata; Aves; Apodiformes; Trochilidae. The record is from RefSeq and is a predicted model, not a curated record. Gene Ontology annotation, molecular function: peptide hormone binding; vasoactive intestinal polypeptide receptor activity; G protein-coupled peptide receptor activity. Bases 1 to 1275 code for a protein of 424 amino acids.
AUGGGGGACCCCCGGCAGCCCCCCGGCUCCUGCGUGCUGCUGGUCCUGGUGGUCCUGCUGCUGGUGUCCCCAGUGCUGCGGGUUCCAGCCACACAUCCUGACUGCUCCCUCAUCCUCUACUUCCAAGAGCAAGAAGCUGAGUGUCUGGAGAUCAUCAGGAGGGAAAACCAAAGCCCCGGGCUGCAGGGCUGCCCAACCCAGUGGGAUGGAGUCAGCUGCUGGUUGGCACUGCCCCUCGGCCAGUCCCGAGCCCUCACCUGCCCUGAUGUCCCCGACAUCUUCAAGAAGUCUGAAGUGCUGAUCCAGAGGAACUGUUCAGAGCAGGGCUGGAGUGUCCCCAGCCCUCCUUACCCCCGUGCCUGCCAGCUGGAGGCCACCACCAGCACCAAUGACACUGAGGCCAAGAAAAGCUAUUUUGUCACCAUGAGGGUACUUUACACCUGUGGCUACUCCUUGUCCCUGGCAGCCCUGGUCUUGGCCAUCAGCAUCUUCUGCUGCUUCAGGAAGCUGCACUGCACCAGGAAUUCCAUCCACAUCCACUUCUUCACCUCCUUCAUCCUGCGUGGGGCUGCUGUCCUCAGCAAGGACUUGGUCCUCUUCUGGGAUGAGUCCCUUGACCACUGCUCCAUGGCCACGGUGAGCUGCAAAGCAGCCAUUGCCUUCUUCCAGUUCUCAGUCCUGGCCAACUUCUUCUGGCUGCUGGUGGAGGGGCUGUACCUGCAGACCCUGCUGCUCCUCACCUUCACCUCUGAGCAGAGCUACACCUGGUGGUUCAUCUUCCUGGGAUGGGGUGUCCCCAUGGUGACAGUCUGCAUCUGGGUGCUCACCAGGCUGUGGUAUGACAACCAUGGGUGCUGGGAUGACUACACCAGUCCCUACUGGUGGGUGAUCAAAGCUCCCAUCCUCCUGGCCAUAUUUGUGAACUUCCUCAUCUUCCUCAAUGUCACCAGGGUGCUGGCCCAGAAGAUCCAAUGCCCAGGGAUCAGCAAGAGCUGCAGGGAGCAGUGCAGGAGGAUGACCAAGUCCACCCUGCUCCUCAUCCCUCUCUUUGGGGUUCACUACGUGGUCUUUGCCCUCUGCCCCGAGGACAUCGCUGUGGCCCCACGGCUCUGCUUCGAGUUGGUCCUGGGCUCCUACCAGGGGUUCCUGGUGGCUCUGCUCUAUUGCUUCCUGAAUGGAGAGGUCCAGGCUGAGCUGAAGAGGAAUUGGGGCAAAUGGAAAUCAUCCAGGGAGAGCAACGGCUUCAACCUGGCCACCCAGGACUUCACAGCCUGA